This is a messenger RNA of Dicentrarchus labrax (European seabass), 6108 nucleotides long. RefSeq names its product gastrin-releasing peptide receptor-like. Lineage: Eukaryota; Metazoa; Chordata; Actinopteri; Moronidae. The record is from RefSeq and is a predicted model, not a curated record. Gene Ontology annotation, biological process: G protein-coupled receptor signaling pathway. The transcript is spliced from 4 exons. Bases 3165 to 4328 code for a protein of 387 amino acids. Gene Ontology annotation, molecular function: G protein-coupled peptide receptor activity. Gene Ontology annotation, cellular component: membrane.
GUCUGCCUGCUCGGAGGUAUCCAAGGAUGCAAGAGGAAACUGCGCUUCAUCCAAUCCUGGCAGCCCGCAGCUGAUUGGAUGUCAGCGGUGAUGGUUCGGACUCAUAUUGGCUGAUGGGACCUGCAACCUGUCUGCCCACACUGACCUGAUCAUUUAACCUUUAAUGUCUGCUGAUGAGGAGGAGAGGUAGAGGAAGUGUGCAGAUACUCUUUUAUUCUAAUUAACAGUGCCACAGUAUGAAAUUGCUCCAUACAAGUAAAAGUUAUUUAUUAAACAUGUUUAUUUAAGUAAAAGUACAAACGUAUCAGUUCUCAAAAGUGUAAAAAGUAUUAGUUUGUUUCAGAGGAUUACCACCGGGUGAAAUUGGACAUCUACUCAUGGGUCCAGAAAGCCUUUCACAGGUUCACUGUGUGUCAACAGCUGUCAGUUCAGUAUCUUGGCCACCAGGUAGCGACAGGCGCUGGCAGACAGCCGGCAGCUGUCCAUGGUGCUGAAUAUGUAACGUUUACUGAGGUAGGAUAUGGUAAGUAGCCUAACUUAUAUAUUUCAGUGAUUUCUACUUUCACUAUUUAAAUAAAUCCCUUUUCUGCCACUUUAUACUUCUACUCCACUACAUUUCAGAAGGCUAUAUUGUACUUUUAACUCCACUACAUUUAUCUGACAACUGUAGUUACUUUUGCAGAUUGACAAUUUAUAUAAAAUAAAUACAUACACAUAUAACAUAUUGUUAAAGAUUAAAGAAGAUUGUGACUUUUUACAAAAUAAAAGUGUCCUCUUUCCACACUUCAGAUGUCUACAAUUUGUUACCAGUUCCCCCUAAAAGAAAUUUCCCCUCUAAACUUCUCUCAUUAAACAACAGUUCAAGGCACAGAGGUCAAAUUAUUCAUUAUUUAAUAAAAAAAAAGCAAGUAUAAUUCAAAUCUAUGUAAUAAAAUGUAUUUUUCUUCUCUCCUAUUAAUCAUCUCACAAAUUUAUUUUGCUACCCUUUGGAGGGGCCCUACCCCUAGUCAGUAUUAACAAUCUAAUAAUGUCAUAUAUGAUCAUAUAUCAGACACAGGGGACACUUCUCUUCAGAAUAAGUACUUUUACUUUGGCUGAUAAUACUUCUGCAACUGUCCACUAGGCCUUUCAUUAGUGGUGACCAAGUUAUUUUCUGAUCUGAUUCUCAAAACUCAAAUCUUAUCUAUUCUUUAAGGCUUUUUAUUGAUUUGUUCUUAUCCUGUAAUAGUUUUUGGUUGUCUUUGAUUCAGUUAUUUAUUUAAAUACUUUUGUUAUCUUUUUGGUAACUUAAAUAAUAUUACUUGCUGUUCGCAGUGAGGACUAAACACAGUGAAGGAUAUUAAACAAUAAUCUUACACCGGAAAACUACCUCAGCACAAUUUUGAGGUACUACUAUUUCACUUGAUUUUUGUUCUGUAAGACUUUCUAAAACACCCAAUAAUCUCAUAGAAUAUAACACGAUGCAUUGAUCAAUUUCUAAAUCACCAAACACCUGAAAUAUUCAGAUUUAUCACAGGUAUCAGCCGCGUUCAUUACAGCUUUAUCACUCUUGGUGCCAUUUCCAAGAUAAUUCAAGUGGUUAUCUGAGUCGAGACUGUGUGAGAAAAGCUUUGAAUCACAUUUUAAUUAGAAAUUUUUAAAGAAAGAGAUAAAAAGAAGAUGAAUGCCACAGAGAUAUGAAUGUGGAAGCAAAGGGCAUCUUUCUAAACUAAUUCAAAUUUUCUUCAGAAGGUAAAAUGAAGCAAAAUCAGUGCAAAUUGAAGGAAGACUUUUCUGUGGGUUUAUUCUGAAAUAGAGAAGACACAAAGGCUGAAAGUAAUAGAGAGCGAGAUGGUGACGAGGUCACAUCAAGGGAGAAGACAAGUGGAUGCAAUUGCACUCAGAGCUCUGAAAAACAUAAUUUGGUUCAGUGUGGUCCAUCUAGUUAUUACAUGAAAUAGCAGGCAGUGGAAUCAGUGUCAGUUUUUGUGUUGUGUAUUUCUGUUUGUGAGUUCAGAGAAAAGUGGUUCGAGUCCAAGCAGGCGUUUUACUUUGAUGACCGUCUCUCUCUCAGUCUCGUACAAAUAGCAGGAAACAAAUUAUACGUUUGAGAAUUACCAAAACUCUGCAGCCAUUUUGUUCUUUGAAAACAAAUUAGGCAAUUCUGACUAAAGUUCUCAAAUGUGGGUCUGGAAAAUUAAAAUUGUUCAAGUCACGCUCAAAGAAAGAUAUUUCCAUCGGUCUUAUCUGCUGCCCUGAUACAACGAAAUUCAAUUUGCAUUUUUAUUAGAAAAUAAUUUUUGUCCAACUGGCACCAUCUGAUGAACCAGUGAAUAACGCUGCUAUACGUCUCCAGGAUGAGACGUGGACUAAAAGCAUUUUGGACAUGAACAAACACAAAGGUCUGACCUUCACCUCCAUACCUCAUCUUCAGUUACUGAUCCUUUAUGAUCAGAUGUUACUGUGUAUGUUAGCUGGCUCCGGGCUUUGAGUGGAUGGCCACUGUUGUUACACUGAGUGCAUUUCAUUGCUGUUAUACAGGAAAUAGAGACAUUUCUUUAUGAGGAGGUCCAUGCAGCUGAACUGAGAACCUGAGUGUCAGGAUCAGUGUCAUUUCACAAGAUCUCAGCUGAAAUAUGACCACAUUCGAACUCAGUAUGGAAAAAUUAUUCCAACUUGCAGUCAAAACUGAGCAGAUCUGAAGCCAAGACCAGUGGCGGACUGAGGCUGUCUGAGGGGCCGGGGCAAUAAAAAGGGCACCAGCUGCAUGUGGAGGGGCAUCAGUGGGGAGAGAGCUGUGGUGCAUUUAUUGUGGAAAAACCCCACUGGGCCACCGUAGAGGGCAGUUUAUCAUGUUUUAUCUACCAGAGACAUCCAAGAGGGCACAUUUGUUUCUGCCAACUUGUUACUCCAGUACUCCUCAUCUCAAUUCCCGGUUCCUACAUUUAUAUAUCAGUGUGUAGAACACUGUACUGGUACACGUGGUAACAUUGUGUGCAUGUCUCACAAUAAACUCUGAAUUACAUUAAAUGCACUGAGGAGAGUUUAAAAGUUUCCCUCUGAAUGAGGAACAACAUUUUAACAACCGUAAAGUUACUUUAUAGGAGGGAAUUAAAGUGGGAAUAUAUUCCCUGUGGACAUUUUCACACCCUCAUCUUGACAGCGUGUAAUCUGCAGCGCGUGAAAUGACGCGCGCAACAGCACGAGAGCAUAAAUGCAGGCGCCGGGAGAGCUCAGACUCUCGUGCAAGCUCUGUCCUCUCGCUGCAGGCUGCAAUGUCUCUGGAGGAUGCAUUUGUCUUGAACUCAGAGGACAGCAGGGCUUUGAAUGUUUCCAGAGGGUUUUGGGACUCGGGAGAGCAGCACCAGUACUUCAUCUGGCUCCCGGGUAUCGGGAUCGCUGCUGUCUACGGGAUCAUCAUCGUCGUGGGUCUAGUGGGGAAUGUCACUUUGAUGAAGACGUGUCUGUCGGUGAAGUCCAUGCGGACGGUGCCCAACCUGUUCCUGUCCAGUCUGGCUCUGGGGGACUUGCUGCUGCUGGUCACCUGCGCCCCGGUGGACGCCAGCCGCUACCUGGUGGACGAGUGGCUCUUCGGCCGCGUCGGAUGCAAACUGAUCCCGUUCAUCCAGCUCACCUCGGUGGGGGUCUCCGUGUUCACCCUCACCGCGCUCUCCGCUGACCGGUACAAAGCUAUAGUCAAACCGCUGGACAUCCACAGGUCCAGCGCAAGACUCAGCGUCUGCUUCCGAGCGGGGUCCAUCUGGCUGCUCUCUGUGACUCUGGCGAUUCCUGAGGCCGUCUUCUCGGACCUGCACACCUUCACCACCAGCCACACCAAUGAGACAUUUGUGACCUGUGCCCCUUACCCACACGCCGGGGAGCUGCACCCAAAAAUCCACUCCACAGCCUCCUUCCUAAUCUUUUACAUCAUCCCGCUCUUCAUCAUAUCUGUCUACUACUGCUUCAUCGCUCACAGUCUGGUUAGGAGCUCUGUGGAUAUCCCUGCUGAAGGACACCUGCACCUCCAGAGACAGAUCAAGUCCAGAGAGCGUCUGGCCAAAACUGUGCUGGUGUUUGUUGGCCUGUUUGCUGUCUGCUGGCUGCCCAGUCACGUGAUCUACCUGUACCGCUCCUACCACUACAACCAGGUGGACACCUCAUUGGGCCACUUCAUCGCCAGCGUGUGUGCUCGUAUUUUGGCCUUCACCAACUCUUGUGUGAACCCGUUUGCCCUCUACCUGAUGAGCAAAAGCUUCCGCAAGCACUUCAAAAAACAGCUCCUGUGCUGCACGUCUCCCAGCCGGUUGUACAGUCAGAACAGUGCGAGUACGAAUAUAACCACCGUCUGAAAGCAGUCGUGUUUUCAGAAACUUCGUAACACCUGUGCUGCAACAGGACUGGAGUUAUGUUGAUCACCUUUGCUCACACGGAUACCAACAGACCAGACGGUUAAUUCAGAUCUUAGUAACUUCAGUGUGAUGAAUGGACACUGUUGCUAUCAUUUGUCCUUGUUGUCGAGCCAUCUCACUCUCUUUAUAACAAAAUAAUAAUAAUAGUGAGAGACAGAAGUAUCACUGUAGAUCACUAUAACAAACACUGGUACAAAACAUCUUUUCUCCUUGCUUGAGAUAAAUAUUUGAUGUCUUCCUAUUUCCUCCAUUUAUUAUUCCUUGAAUAAAUGUAAUAGAAGAAAAAAUAUUUAUAAGAAUUUAUUGUUUAACCCAAAGCUGUGUAGAUAAAGUGAAAGUAUGAUCACUUAUGGAUUCAAAUGAUAAGAAAAACAACACUGAUUUGAAUAACUGUCAUGAAAAGAUAAAGAUCAGCUGGUGGAGGUUUUCAUGAUGCCUUUAUUUAAAAAAAAAAGCAAAAUGUUGGCGAUAGAGCAAAAUGUUGCUCUGACAUUUGAGGGUUUAAAGGUCCAGUGUGAAACAUUCAGGAGGAGAACUGGAGUAUUAUACUCAGAGGUUUGUUCAUUGGAGUAUGAACAUGAAAAUAAGAAUAGUUGUACCAUUGUUGAACCGCCGUGUUUCUACAGUAGCCCAGAACGGACGAACCAAACAGAUAGCGCUUCUAGAUUGCGUUGAUUCGCGUGUAGUUUCUUUCACACGCUUGAGAGGCGAGAAAUAUUCAGUUGGUUGUAAUCUGCAACUUCACCACUAGAUGCUGCUAAAUCCUACACACUGGUUGUUUAAUGGUUUAAAAAAUAAAGUCAGCAUUGUAACUUCUGCUGUUUUAUUCCAGAAAGGUUUUAUUGGCAACAUCAGAAUGUUUGUCAAACGUUAAGUUUCUAUAAUUGUCAAAUGUCACAUAUUGUGUAUAUACAGAUGUUUUUUAUGUGUCAGUUAAUAGUGUGUUGGUUGGCUUUACUUCGUAUACAUGUCAGCAGUGUGUGUUUAAUAUAUAGGUAUACCAGUAACAGUUAUUUGGCUUAUGGUUUAAUCUAUUGGUUAUUUUUAUGAAUAAUCAAUUGUUCAGUCUAAAAGAGAAAUAUAAAAUGCCUUGUUUUGUCACACCAGCAGUCUAAAACUUUAAACUAUUCAAUUCACUGUGAUAUAAAACAGAUAAACGCAGCAAAUUCUGACAUUUUUAAAAAUCAGGAAAAUGUAAAUAGCUAACAGUGAACAUGUUAAACAUUAAACCUACCUGCAUCUGUGUGUUAGCAUUUUCACCUGGUUCAUGUACUGAAUGUGACCAUGUUAGCAUGCUGACAUUAGCAUUUAUCUCAAAGCACCAUUGUGCACACAAGCAUGGCUGUAAACUCUUAGUCAUGUUUCUUGAUUAAAGACUUGAAAGAUUAUUAAGAUAAUUGAUGGUUAAUUUUCUGAAUUGUUUAAGCUCGACUAAUAUAUUAGUAAUAGCAUUUAAACGUGACAGAUAGGAGUACAUACAUUUACAUAACUGCAAUGUAAAUUUGUUGUUGUUUUGUAUCGUCUUCACCAUGGUUACACAUUGACAAUAUCUGGAUGUUUAUAUACAGUUAUACAAUUUUAUAUGUACAGUCUGGACGUUGUUUCCAUGAGAAAGUUUUGUGACUGUGAAGCUGUUAAUGAUGUCAAUGAAUAAAAGAACAAAACUUUUAGAGAAAUUGAUUUGUAUCACAGAAGAGAGUCUGUCAGAUAAUAUCUGACA